Molecule: messenger RNA, 1848 nt
Organism: Paracoccidioides lutzii Pb01
Product: pre-mRNA-processing factor 31
Exons: 2
Coding region: 1-1848 (615 amino acids)
Biological process (GO): mRNA splicing, via spliceosome; spliceosomal tri-snRNP complex assembly
Cellular component (GO): U4 snRNP; precatalytic spliceosome; U4/U6 x U5 tri-snRNP complex
Source: RefSeq, a predicted model, not a curated record
AUGGCGACUUUAGCAGACGAGCUCUUGAAUGAUUUUGAGGAUUCUGGUUCUGAGGAUGAACACAAACUAGCCAACGAUUUGUUCCAGGAUGGCGUCACACAAGCUGGUCUUGAUGGCGGUAUUGAAACUCGGGGUGAAGAGAUGGAACUGGACGGGGAUGAAGAGGAGGUGGAUGACGAAGAAGCUGAUGGGGAUGCUGUUAUAGAUCCAAAUGGGAAACUGACCCAGGAGAUGGGAGAAGCUGAGGCGACCAAGGCAAAGGUUGAUAAAAUGCGCUUUGGGACCGUGAGCGAUGUACGAAGCGUGGCAAACUUAAUGAAGACUCUACAACCGAUUUUAGAUAAAGUAUCCCAUUACCAAUCGAUACCACCCGAAAAAAGAACGACUUCAGUCGGCUCGAUUGAGGAUAAUCCUGAAUAUCAUCUGCUUACGGAAGCAAACUCUCUUUCAACCUCGAUCGAUAAUGAGAUCAUUCUUGUCCAUAAAUUCAUCCGGGAUCACUACUCAACUAGAUUUCCGGAAUUGGAGACUUUGGUGACAAACCCGUUAGACUACGCGAAGACUGUUGCGAUUUUACAAAAUGGACCCCUCGACGAUAUCAAAUCUUUGUCAACCUCUUCAGAUAACUUGGUUGGGGCUACUUUGAGAUCUGUUCUUGACGGGCCUUCAUUGAUGAUCAUCGCAGUCGAGGGAACAACAACGCGAGGACGAGAGCUGUCUCAAUCUGAACUCAAGACUGUUCUAGACGCAUGCAAAAUGAUGUUAUCCCUCGACCGUGCCAAGGCUAUAUUAACCAACUAUGUGCAAUCUCGAAUGAAUAUCUUUGCACCAAAUUUAACUGUUCUUAUUGGGUCGCUUACUGCAGCGCAGCUGCUCAAUUACGCUGGAGGCCUUACAGGAUUAGCGAAGACCCCUUCCUGCAAUAUUCCACCAUUGGGUUCAAAGAAACAAACAGGGACGGGUUUCGCAACUAAUGUAGGUGUCAGACAUCAAGGAUUUCUUUACCACUCGCCUAUCAUUCAGGGAAUCCCAAACGACCUUAAGCGACAAGCGAUGCGCAUCGUAUCCGCCAAAGUAGUUUUGGCAGCCAGGGUUGAUCGGGUGCACAGUAGUCCGGAUGGAUCUACGGGAGAAGAGCUGAAGCAAGCUUGUUUGGACCGGCUUGAGAAGCUAACUGAGCCUGCUCCAAAUAAAGGGCCUCGAGCUCUACCGGCGCCUGAUGAUAAACCAUCAAGAAAGCGGGGUGGACGAAGAGCACGAAAGGUGAAAGAGGCAACAGCAAUGACAGAGAUCCGGAAAGCACAGAAUCGUUUGGCUUUUGGAAAGGAAGAAAAGGAAGUUGGUUACGGAACUGGAGAGAGUACGAAAGGCUUGGGCAUGCUUGGUCAACAAGAUAAUGGCAGGAUUCGUGCAAACCAAAUCGACCAGAGAACCAAGGCUAAACUCAGCAAACCUAACAAGGGAUGGGGAGCUGCCACCCCAAUCGGAGGAACUGCGUCCUCACUGCGAGGCUUUGGUCAUGGUGCAGGUAAUGCAAGCGUAUUGCGGGCACAGGGGCUCCGGACUGCUGGGGUUGGACCUUCGCUUGGUGCUGGUGCUGGAACAGCUAGUUCAAUCGCCUUUACCCCUGUGCAAGGCUUAGAGCUCGUCGAUCCGAAAGCCCAAGCCGAGCUUAACAGGAAGCGAAAAGCCGAGGAGGAUAGGUGGUUCAAAAGCGGAACAUUUACACAGGUUGGAAGCAGCACUACGGGCGGUUCCAAUGGUGAAUUUAAAGUUCCAGAGCUGCCAUCUAAAAAAAAGCGGGUCGAUGCUGGCGGAAGCAAUAUGGCACCUCCCCCGGCUCCAUGA